Blepharisma stoltei is the source of this 2562-nucleotide messenger RNA. The record is from the annotation of a GenBank genome assembly. NCBI's taxonomy places the organism in Eukaryota, Ciliophora, Heterotrichea, Heterotrichida, Blepharismidae.
AUGGAAAAGAUUUUAAAUGAAAUUGAUUCUCAGAUUAAGCUUGGAAACAUCAAUAUAGCUCUAGAUAGUCUACAAUCCUUAGUCACCAAAUAUAAAAAGAACCCUGAAAUCUUAAAAGAAAUAUCUCUAAAAUUCUACAUAACUGGCCAAGAAAUCAUGAAAAAAGGUGAUUAUCGAAAUGCAAUUGGCCUAUGAAAAUUCUUAUCUCUUUUAUUUCCUCCAAGUGGUUUGCAAGACAAAAUUUGUGACAUAAAAAAUGCAUUAUCCUUUUGUUUUAGAGUUCUACGGAAAACCAACGAAGCUAUCAAAGAAAUUUUAUCAGCCAUAGAAGCUGCGACCAUGCAAACUUCUACCAAUUAUAAAUUAGCAGCUUUGCAUUUAAAUGCAUGCGCUAUUUACAGAGAAGACUUAAAAGACUCAAAAUCUGCAAUGAUUCACGCUGAGCUUGCUUAUUUUCAUGCAAAAGAGUCAAUUACGCUAGCUCACGUCGAUAUUUCAGCUGCCAGACAUACUCUUGGAGUGACUUAUUAUAAUUAUGGGCUUUUAAAAGAAGAAAACAAUGAAAUGUCAACGGCAUUGCUGUGAUAUAGAGAAGGGUUUAAAUUUUGCGAAGAAUUUGUGAAUGAUUUGUUUUUGGAGCAAGCUUUUAGAGAAAAGAUAAAUUUUUUGGAAGGGAAGUCAAGGCUGUCACCAAUCAAAUUAAUAAAUAGAGGGUCUGCGUCUGUAGUCACAUCGAGGGCAAAAAGGAAAAAGUCGCCUUAUUUAUAUGACGUUGCCAGUAUCAUAGAUAGAAGCAAAAUAAGUAGUAGGGCUUUGCAGUCGAGAAAAUCGUCAUCUUAUGGGCCGAGAUAUAGGCAUUUAGAUCCCGGAAUGUCAAGGUAUGUGAUUCCUCCUCAUUUUGCUGUUAAUAGGUCAGCAGCGCAAUCAGAGUAUAGCAAUAACUCGUCAAUCCAUCAACAUUCCCAGUACUCACAGCCUGAUUCUAUGUCUACAAUUGAAAGAUCAACUGAAGUCUCUGCGAGAACUAGCAAAUAUAAGAUUUCAAAGCCGGCAACAAAAAUAAAAAUCCCUAAAAAAAAUCAAAGUACAGAGAUUAGGUAAAGGGUUUAAAGUCUUCCAGGUUGAAUCCUCCAUACACUUGAGACCAAUGGAGCCUUCUUGCCGGAGUAAACUACAAAACCAUUGGAAAAAUUCAUAUUAUUUGGGUAAAAACCUUCCGUUAGAGAACAAAAAAAUUUUUAUGAAAAAAUAUUUGAUAUAUAGUGAUAAUCUUUAUAAUGAAAUCUCUUGCUAAUUCUGUUAUAUUUCUAAAUAGCUUGCAUUUUAAAACAUAAAUUUUAUAAAUUAAAUUAAUAUUUGUUUAUAAUUUUUGUGAAUUGGAUUUUGAAAUUUCGAAAAAAAAACCCUGAGCGAACAAAUAGUUUUGUUCUAAGGCUUGCACCGAUAUCCUUGAGUCUCGCCCGGUAAGAAAUAUUCCUCUUGCUCCACGCAGUUCAAGUACUAUGAAGGUACCGGUUAACUCGAUGCCUCCUGUUAACCGCGUUUAGGGGAAGGUGACGCCCAGGAAAAGGAACCACAGCCUUCCAAAAUCGGAGUGACCUAACAGCCAUCCAAAUAACGAAUAUCUGGACCAAAUUCACCACCAGCUGACUCCCAAGACUUACUCACCCAAUACGACUGCUCAAGGAAAGCUAAGUUCUAGGAUUAAAGGACCUGAGUUUUGGUUUAGAUUAUAAAGCAAAGUGGUGCGUCGCCGUCAAGGACAUAUUUUGCCGCCACCACACCAUUAAUAACUUCAAAGUACAGAGAAUUGUUUCGAAGCUUGAAAAUAAAAUAAGCCCGAAAAAUAAUUCUGAAGCUGUCAGAAGCAAUAUCGGGGAAUCAAAAAUUUUUUCUGAUGAAUUUUAUAGACACCAGAAAGCUAUAGUAAAAAUUCAAUCAUGGUUUAGAAGCUUAAAAUGCCAAGAAAUAUAUGGAAAGCAAAGAAAAUUUUAUGAUUAUAUUGCCUUUGGAAAAGCUAUUUUAAAUGAAGGGUAUUAUUUUGUAACUGUUUAUAGGAGCAUUAAGCAGGCACAGUUGAAGCACCGCUUUAUGAGGAAAAAAGUGGAAAUUAACGUUGUAGUUGAUGCUUUUCCAUUAGAAAAAGGAUUUCAAAAGCCCUCUGAUUUAGAUAUAAGUUUGAGUGAUAUUUGUUUGAGGCUCAGCAUUGAAUCUGAUGAGUUUGAACUAAGAAAAAUUCAAGACAGCAUAAUCGACAAAGUUACGAUCAGAGAUGGGCAUGUUGAUAUCAGCAAUGAAGAGAAAACUACUGAAAAAAUUAUAUCAAGAAUAAUUUAUAUAGGAAAGGCUGCCCUUUCCGAUGAUGCUGAAUAUGAUUUAGAAAUGAAAUAUGUGUUUGGCAAAGAAAAGAAGAUUGAAAUAAUAGCAGUAAACGGGGAUUUGAUUUAUAACUAUACAAUGCAACUAGAUUUGCUACAAGAUUAUGAAACAAUUAAAAAAAAAGUGCCAUUUAUUCUGAGCAGAUUAUUGAUUGAAAAUGGAUCAUUGCAGCUUAAAAUAUAG